CUCUAUAACCAGGUGAUCAUGGAAAAUGUAUCAGCAGUGAAAUCCUUCAUUUUGACAGCAUACAUUGAACUGGAAGAUCACAGAUAUUUAUACUUCACAUGUUUCCUUCUUUUAUACAUUCUGACAUUACUGUUCAGUUCUGUUCUCAUUGUUGUAAUAUAUAUUGAGAGAGGUUUGCAUGGACCGAUGUAUUUAUUUAUUUGCAACUUAUCUGUUAAUGAACUGUAUGGAAGUACAACUUUAUUACCAUCUAUGCUAAACCAUUUGCUAUCUCGUAAUUAUGAAAUAUCUCUGACUUUAUGUCUAUUACAGAUAUACUGUAUAAUGUCAUAUGCUUUAGUUGAAUCUACUAUUUUAGCAGUGAUGAGCUAUGACAGGUAUGUUGCUAUCUGUCACCCAUUACACUAUCACCAUCUCAUGUCCCCUAGAAAGGUUUCUGCAGCCAUUGUAUUAUCCUGGGUUGCUCCCUCUCUGUUCUUUGCCCUGUAUUUCAUAUUAACUCUCCAACUUUCAUUCUGUGACAGGUAUAUAGAAAAACUGUAUUGUAUGAAUUACGCUUUAGUUAAUCUGUCUUGCUUUGAUACGACCAUUCAUAGAUAUUUGGGAAUAGCAUUGUUUCUUGUUUGUCCUAGUCCUCAGAUUGCCAUGAUACUAUUUUCCUACGUGCAAAUAUUCAGAAUCUGCUGGUCUGCAUCUAAAGAGUCUCAGGCCAAAGCUAUUCAAACAUGCACCCCACACUUACUGUCUGUGCUUAACUAUGCAGUGGGAGGCCUUUUUGAAACUAUCCAGAGUCGUCUCAACAUGAGUCGUGUACUGUCUAAAUUUCGCAUAUUCCUGUCACUUUACGUUGUGAUAAUUCCCCCGUUGUUUAAUCCUGUCAUUUACGGAAUUCGCAUUCAAGCCAUAAAAGUUCAAAUUUUCAAAUUGUUUCGUCGUGAAAAGUAAAGUGAACACCACUCAUGGUGAUGAUGAAAAAAAGAUGUGUUUCUGGUUUUUUUUUAACAUAUUGUUA
Molecule: messenger RNA, 1012 nt
Organism: Anguilla rostrata (American eel)
Lineage: Eukaryota; Metazoa; Chordata; Actinopteri; Anguilliformes; Anguillidae
Product: olfactory receptor 1E16-like
Exons: 1
Coding region: 19-945 (308 amino acids)
Biological process (GO): G protein-coupled receptor signaling pathway; detection of chemical stimulus involved in sensory perception of smell
Cellular component (GO): membrane
Molecular function (GO): G protein-coupled receptor activity; olfactory receptor activity; odorant binding
Source: RefSeq, a predicted model, not a curated record